Messenger RNA from Pantherophis guttatus, 4596 nucleotides. RefSeq names its product inhibitor of growth family member 5 (gene ING5). Lineage: Eukaryota; Metazoa; Chordata; Lepidosauria; Squamata; Colubridae. Gene Ontology annotation, molecular function: chromatin binding. The record is from RefSeq and is a predicted model, not a curated record. Gene Ontology annotation, cellular component: nucleus. Gene Ontology annotation, biological process: positive regulation of apoptotic signaling pathway; regulation of DNA-templated transcription.
AAGCUUGGCCGGCCAUUGCGAAGGCGCUGGGGUGACAGCGCCGAGCGCGCGACGGCUGAAAGGUGGGCGUCGGCCGGUUGGCUGGCGGUUGGCUGACUCGAGAUGGCGGCAGCGGCCUUGUAUUUGGAGCACUACCUGGACAGUGAGCAUUGAAAACCUGCCCUGUGAAUUACAGAGAAACUUCCAACUUAUGCGUGAACUGGAUCAGAGAACAGAAGACAAGAAAGCAGAAAUUGAUAGUCUUGCUGCACAAUAUAUUUCAACGGUGCGGGAUCUGUCAUCAGAGCAACGAGUAGAAAUCUUGCAGAAGAUCCAAAAUGCUUAUACAAAAUGCAAAGAGUAUAGUGAUGACAAAGUGCAAUUGGCCAUGCAGACCUAUGAGAUGGUGGACAAGCACAUUCGACGGCUAGAUGCUGACCUUGCCCGAUUUGAAGCUGAUCUGAAGGAUAAAUUGGAAGGCAGUGAUUUUGAAAGUCCUGUGACACAAAACUUAAAAAAGGGGAGAAUUCCAAAGGAUAAGAAAACUUCCCGUGGUCGAGGCCGGCGGACAUCAGAGGAAGAUGCUCCAGUGAAAAAGAAACCAAAACGAAGCAGAUCUGAAUUAGCUGAUACCAUCCUGUCGGUUCACCCUUCUGAUGUCUUGGACAUGCCAGUGGAUCCCAAUGAACCUACGUACUGCUUGUGCCAUCAAGUAUCUUACGGAGAAAUGAUUGGGUGUGACAACCCCGAUUGUCCAAUUGAAUGGUUUCACUUUGCUUGUGUGGAUCUCACGACCAAACCCAAAGGAAAAUGGUACUGUCCUCGCUGUGCGCAGGAGAAGAAGAAGAAGUAGAAAUGAUGUAUAAUAUGAAAAAAAAAGUUUUAAUAUAUUCAUAUGUUGCAGUAUUUUGUUUUCAUCACCAACCCAUCUUGUUUGGCCUAAACAAUGCAGUAGCCAGGUGUUCUCUUUAUUAGCCAUGUGAAUGAUAAAAGUGGAGUAAACAGGAAGUUCAUUAGUGAUGAUUAUUUGGGUUACACAUUACACUUCUUUGUCACUGUAAUCAAAGAUAUGAAGUACAUAAGAAUAGAUCUGCACUGGAAUUUCUAAUAUACUGAAACCUGUGAAAACUGCCUGUGGCCUUUCAUGUGAAUAAGAUAGCAUCUUUUGUUGUCAUAAAAUGUGGUCACUUUGGGAAGCUUUCACCAGUGCCAUUUCACUGGUGGAAUGACAUGUUUUCUCUUGUAUUCCCAAUGCAUCCUCUAAAAUUAUUUUAGAGGUUUGGAAUGAGCAUUGGGAAACAGAUUCGAAAUGAACUAAGAGUCCUGUUAUGUGAGAAGGAUAGGCUUGCAUAAUUUUUGGUGCAAACCUUGAAGUCUUUUAAAUCCAGUAUCAAAAUCUUUAUCAUUGUUGAUAAGAUGUAGAAUCACUUAUUUCACUUUUGCAGGUGGAUUUUCCAUUUGUAUAAUAUUUGAUUCUAUCAAGGAGUGGGUUGAGAUUUUCAAUGUGCAAUUUUGCCACUUUGGAAAUAAGUUUGCAAAGUUAUAUUUCACAAAAAGAACAGAGAAUUUGUUUUUGAUUAGGAGAGUUCACAAUGCUUAUUUCAAAAUGCUUAUUAUUUCUGUGUACUGUCCCCUCUGAACUUCGUUUUAAUUUCACUGAAACUGGAUCCAUUGCUCUCAUUCCUGCUGAUAACAAAUACCUGUGAUAUCAGUAUAGUAUAAAUCCCUCGUAAAAUAAGAUUUAAUAUUUUAAAAUAAGCUUGGAUUAACAAAUAAAGGACCAGGAAAACUAGUUUUCAGGGAUUAACAGUUUCAGAAAGUUCACAUAACUGCACAAGUGUUUGAUAGAAUGUUAUGCAGUACGUUCAUGUUCUGACUUCACUAAGAUACUUUCUACUACCAACUGUAAAUAUUAGCAUUCUUUUCUGAUUUUCUCAGGUAAGAGAUAGGCAUUCCCCCCCACCAAACACACACACACUGCUUUUUGUUGUCCAUCUGUCAUUCUCUCAUAGGUAGUCAAGAUUUGCAUGCUUUUGUAUAAUUCAUCAACCUGACAAUUCUGUUCAGCUAGACAAAAACAUACACUUGUUUGCCAAGGAUUCUGCCAUACAACCUUCAGCUUUUAAAUAGUAUAUUUUAAUUUUUUUAAAAAAUAAAAAGUGAAGUCAGUUUAAAUGGGAGGAAUACCCUUUUGAAAAUAUCCAGUUGCCUAAUUUGCUAGAAUUGGUUUUAGCUUGUAAUGUAAAAAUGAUUGCCAGAAAUGUUAGCAAUCAAUACCUUUCUUUAAACAAUUGUCACCAUUACAUCUGCAGUAUCAAAAUGAACUCCAUUUCAAUCUGGAAAAGCUGAUCUCUAGAAUGUUGCAAAACCCUCAAAAUUGUUAGUUUACAUUUAGAAAAAAAAAUCUUAUAUAAGAGUUUGGUUUUUAUUAUGAAAGAAUGCAAAUUCUUAUAGUUUUAUACACACAAUUUUGUAGUUAGUAAUGCAGUUCAGUUACAGUAUUCUUUGUACCAUUUUAUGUUUUCUGUAACUAUUUGCUUUCUAAAAGUGCAAACUGCAUUAUUUUCUUAAGGAGAGAAGAAAUAACGUUGUAGUAUUCAUGCCAUAGGGUCCUUAUAUGCUUCUGAAAUGUGGUAUAGCUAUACAGUGGUACUUCGGUACUCGUUGGUUAUGGGAGGCGCAAUGAGUACCCAAACUUCUUUCCCCUAUAAGGAAUAAUGUCAAUAAAUUUAAUAUGUUCCCAAACCAAAAACAAUGCACAUUUUAAGGCAAUAUGUAAAAAGCUAGGAUUGUAUAUCAUUACAUGAGAAACAAACCUAAAAAUUAAUAGAUUAAAUAAAAUAAAAACUUCACUUUAACUGUAUUGAUGAGGAAAAAACAUGCAAAAAUAUACAAAAUGACCACAGAAACUAAGAUAAGACUGCAAGGGGAUGUGCACAGGGCAAGGACUAUCACGUGACUAACGGAUCACCCUUUGUUUUGGCUGGAAAAGUUAGUGAAUCAUGAGGCAACUGACACCUUGUGUGUUGAGUCCCAAACAAACAAGUACCAGGACAAAAGUUUUUCAUCAGAAUGCAUUGAGUACCAAAUUCGAUGAGUUUCAAAGCAGCUGAGUACCAAGGUACCAUUGUAUAGUGUUCUGUUUUCAACGUUAAAGAAUUUUAGAAGACAGGCUUUUUCCCAAGUCUCUGUCCUAAAUUAUGGUAAAUUCCUAGAAGAGAGCAAAAGAUAAAUGUGAAAUUGUGGGUGUACUAUAUUGAUAUGCUAUAAAAUAAAGAGUGCCUCUGUAGGUAGUGAUGCAUCAGUUGACUUACCUUUCAGUCUGCCAGAUGCUUGGUAAUUGUUUUACAAUCCCAAUUGUAGCAUAAUAAAAAUUAUAUUGAGUACCUUAUGGAAUUCUUGAGAAAUGUUACAUAGUUUUUAUAAUAGCUGCAAAGUCAGUUUUUCUAGCCUCCAAUAAAACAGUAUGCAUUCUUAUUGACAGCUGUUUUUGUAAGAAUUCACAGAUCAGUAGUUCAGUUACUGUAUUAACAAAUAGUAAUUAUGGCGUUUAACCUUCCAUUCCAGAUUUAGAAGAAAGUGACAUUAUAUUACAAUAGCAGUUACUUUUAAAUUAUGUUUUUCCUGUCAGUAAAGAGUACAGUACUAUAGGUUGAUGGUAAAGGCUCUUUUUAUGUAAUACCAACAAUGACUGCUGCUACAUUGUUCCUGAAGCAAAUUAGGUUGUUAAUUUAUCAUAAACAAGAUUGAAACUCGUUCAGUCCCAAGGAAUUAGGUAUUUAGUAUGGGUGAAUGAAGAAUGGACGCAGUGGCUCAGACACUGAGCUUGUCGAUCAAAAGGUCAGCAGUUCAGCAGUUUGAAUCCCUAGUGCUGCAUAAUGGGAUGAGCUCCCGUUAAUUGUCCUAGCUUCUACCAACCUAGCAGUUCGAAAGCACAUAAAAAAUGCAAGUAGAAAAAUAGGGACCACCUUUGGUGGGAAGGUAACAGCGUUCUGUGCGCCUUUGGUGUUUACUCAUGCUGGCCACAUGACUAGAGAGGUCUUCGGACAGCGCUGGCUCUUUGGCUUUGAAACGGAGAUAAGCACCGCCCCCUAGAGUUGGGAACAACUAGCACGUAUGUGCAAGGGGAACCUUUACCUUAUGAGUGAGUGAAUGAGUAAAAUUUCAUCAUCCAAUUUUUGAAAAAUGGUAUUGGACAGAGCAAUUGUUCCAUGUUGACUUGUCUAUUUUGAAAGAAGGCUUUGCAUUGAUACCAACUAGUUUAUAUUUGAAGUUUUAAAAUCCUUAUUGGUUUUGAACUUGUCACCUUGAUUGUCUUUUGAGAAACUAUUCUGAAUGUUGCUUGUACAGUAUCCUGUUUCAUUAUUGAAACUGGAACAUGAGGAGCCGAAUACAUGUUUUAAAAAAUAAACUCCAUUUUUCAAAAAGAAAUAUUAUCUUUUCUCCAUUGUUCCUCAUAAAUAAAUGUCACAGCGUAAAUUUUCUAGUCAUAGCUCUAGGUUUGUUUUCUUUGUAAAUGAAGAGAAUAUUAUAAAUCUUUUUAUUAAAAUGUGAAAUGUAUUUUUGAUCAUGUUAUGGAUAUAUUAGGUAUAUAAAUAAAGUAUUUUUGAGAACAAA